UGCUGUGGUAAAGUGAACUAGCUGUGGUGUGUUUCUGACAGCUGACAGGCAACAUUUUCCCCGUUUUUAAAGCACCAGAGGUAGGGUGGCUACCAGAGGUAAACACAGAACACUGCCUGUCUGAAGCAGCUUUUGUCACUUCGAUCCCAUCAUGGGUCCCUUCAUCAAGUCCUUUGUGAAAUGUGUCUGCCUCAGUUUUCUCCUCAAUGUGGCAUAUGCUUUUGAUGACGAAUUUGAGAAAAGAUGGCAACAGAUACACCAGGAACAUGUCUCUCACGUGGAACACCUGAAAGGCACCUCACUUAGUGUUCCUAUUGAAGUGACCAUUGGCUUCAGCGUCAUGGUGGUCUUGAUGCUGACCUGUUUCUUCAUAGCCUGCAUCUGCCAUCGACGACACCCCGAGAUGUUUCGAGGCAGACCUCAACCACUGCUGGUACCAGUUCAUCCUCCGGUGAUGUCGGGGGCAACUACACAGCCUACAGUGGGAGUGUUUACACCAUUUCUAGGAGCGUCUACAACUGCUGCACCUCCAGCUUACACUGUAGUCUCAGAUGCAACUCCAGCUGCGUUCGUGUCGUAUCCCCAGCACACAUACUACCCUUCGGCAACAGUACUACCACCACAAGGCGGUGCCUAUGGUAGUAUCACCGUUGAACCUCCUGUGCAGGCACCUGCUAUGCUGCUGCCAUCGCAGCCUGCACCACGUUCUCGGUACGCACAUUCCAAGGACAUCUCCACAGUGCCAUUGUGCCAAGAUUGGUAAAGGCAGUCGGUGCCCGAACAGACAGCAAGCGCUUUUGAGGCUUUUGCUCCUUUGUCCUGCAUUACCUUUCCGCAGAAGUAGGUGAUGCCAUUAUUCUCACCAAUGGGGCAAAAGCUUGCUUUAUGCAAUGUUGGGAAUGUUAUGACAUUGCGACUUCCAGAAACCAGUGUUGAAGUUUGAGCAGGCCAUACGGUUAUUACCAUAUUAUAUUAUUACUCAAUAUGAGGAACACGGAUAUAAGAUAUUGUCAGAUAUAAUGGGGGAAUUCUUGUGUCAGAUGUGACAAACUGAUCAUGACGAUGUUGGUUUGUAUUUUUUUGUAGACCGCUUGCCAUAUGCCAGUGCUGGUAUUACGGCACAAUGGAAUCUCUUGCUCAUGUGCCCAGACCAGUAUACAAGGCACUGGCCAAAUUCGUCUAUGUCCUUGUCCUAAUUUGACACCAAGCGUCAAUAGUGUCAAUGGUCACACAUACAUACCUGAAAAUUUAUUUUAAUAUCCACUUUUUUUCUGGGCGUUGUUCAUGACAAAUCGCAUAAUUUUCAUUUCUGGGGGUGUUCAGUGCCAUAAUGAUAUUGUGAGCACCUUUACUAACCUUCAUGUCGUCACCACUGCAUUGCAUCAUCCUACUUUGCAAGUGGCGGAGGUGCAAAGUUGAAACUUUGCCAGCAACUGAUGGCAUCGUACCUGUAUGUUGUACUGCUCUGCCAAUCUUGGAGUGACAAGGUGAAAUAAUACAAUUGCACAUUACUCACGGUUUCCUUUGCUAUCAUGAAUGAUUUCGUCAAGUUGUUGACUAUGAAAAUGACUUUGCUCCUUGAAGAGCGUGGCCUUUUUUAUUUGUUGCUGCCCAAAACUCUAUCUUUCACGUCUUGUGUGUACUUUUUUUGUGUACUUUUUUAUCAUUUGUCCACAUUUUAAUUCAUUGAAGAGCAGCCAUUGUUUAAAGCAAUACAUCUAUUUUGCUUCUUUAUUUUUUGCAUGUCACGGCUUCAAAAAAUUGAGAGAAGCCUCAUAAUCUUAUUUUUACUUAAUGAGCCUUAUGACAUCUGUUAAGUCAAUUGUCAUUUGCUUUGGGUCUGUGAAAGAAUAAGUGGUACCAACACCUGUGACACUUUUAUGAGAUCUAUUUGUUACAAUGAACCUUCUAAAUUUUUGCUGUGAGUUCCAGGUGCAUUUAAAAAGAUCAUGUCUGUGAUAUCCAGAAAUGUCUAAAGAGCAAUUUCUCUCCCUGACAUUUUAUUUUGCGUCACUUCCUUCUACUAACAACAUUAGUAAGCUUUU
This is a messenger RNA of Rhipicephalus sanguineus (brown dog tick), 2045 nucleotides long. RefSeq lists its product as uncharacterized. The record is from RefSeq and is a predicted model, not a curated record. Bases 152 to 763 code for a protein of 203 amino acids. The transcript has 5 exons. NCBI's taxonomy places the organism in Eukaryota, Metazoa, Arthropoda, Arachnida, Ixodida, Ixodidae.